UUUAAAAGGAAAAACGAUACAUAUUAUUUUUUUAAAUGAGUGCUUUAACCUCAAACACCCAUUUAUUUGACAUGACGUUUUAAUACAUGACAUCAUAUCCUAAUGACUAAUUGAAUUGUGAUUAUCUAUAAUUUUCUACUUUAUUAUGCAAAGAACUUAAAAUUAAAAAAACUUGCAACAUGAUUGCACCAGAGAUUGGUUCUACAAAUUCUGAAUCUGUACACAUAAGAAUUGCAACUGAAAAAGCACCAUUGAUUAAUGGAAGAAGUGUAUUUCGAAGACUCAGUAAAAUAUUUAAAAUUGGUAAAACAGAACGUACUGAUGGAGAUGGAUAUGUGGAAUUUGGUAGUCUUAGUGUUGACAGUACGCGUACACUUGGUACUUUUGCUGGCGUAUUCAGUCCUGUCACCCUAUCCAUGUUCAGUGCCUUAGUUUUCUUACGCAUGGGUUACAUCGUUGGAAAUGCAGGAUUACUUGUAACUUUAGUACAAUUUAUAAUUGCCUAUGGAAUUCUAUUAUUUACAGUUGCAUCUGUUUGCGCUAUAUCAACAAAUGGAGCUGUCGAAGGAGGUGGCGCUUAUUUUAUGAUCAGUCGUACACUAGGACCUGAAUUUGGUGGUUCCAUUGGUACAUUAUUUUUCAUGGCAAAUAUUGUAUCGAGUGCACUUUGCGUUUCUGGUUGCGCUGAAGGUUUGAUAGAAAAUUUUGGCCCUUCCGGAUAUCUAGUUGGAAAAAAUGCAUUAAUACCGAAUGGUCGAUGGUGGCAAUUUCUCUAUUGUUCUUUAUUAAAUACAGCCAAUCUUCUGGUUUGUCUAAUUGGAGCUGCUAUGUUUGCAAAAACUAGCGUUGCCAUUCUAGCAGUCGUUUGCAUUUGUCUUGGAAGUGUGUUUGUAAGUUUUUUAGUAGGAGGACCUAUGGAGAUACCAAUUCCAGAUGUAAACACAUUAGUACAAAAUGCUACGGAACACGUCAAUGGAUCAUACACAGGACUUCUGUCUUCCACUCUUGCAAGUAAUUUAUAUUCAAAUUAUAGCGCUGAUUACACAAGUACGGAUACAAUGACUGAUUUUGCCAGUGUAUUUGGUGUACUCUUCAGUGGUGUAACAGGCAUUAUGGCAGGAGCAAAUAUGAGUGGCGAACUCAAAAACCCUGGAACAAAUAUUCCCCGUGGAACAUUAUCAGCAGUAUUAUUUACUUUUCUAUGUUAUAUAUUAUUGUCUAUUUUAACAGCUGCAACUACAAGUCGUUUUUUACUACAAAAUAAUUUUAUAUAUAUGAUGCCAAUAAAUAUUUGGCCACCGUUCGUAGCUGUUGGUAUAUUGACGGCAACAUUUAGUGCUGGUUUAAGUAACUUAAUUGGCUCAAGUAGAGUAUUAGAAGCAUUAGCAAAAGAUAAUGUUUUUGGUUCAGGAUUAAAUUUUAUCAUACAAGGUACAUGGCAUGGAAAUCCGAUAGCUGCUGUAUUAACAUCGUGGACUCUCGUCCAAAUAAUUUUACUUGUCGGUUCCUUAAAUACAAUAGCUCAAAUUAAUUCGGUAUUGUUUCUUUUGAGCUAUUUGGCAACAAAUUUAGCCUGUCUUGGACUUGAACUUGCAAGUGCACCAAAUUUUAGACCAACAUUUAAUUAUUUUACAUGGCACACUGCAACAAUAGGUCUUCUUGGAACAUUAAUUAUGAUGUUUGUAAUAAACAGUAUAUAUGCAUCAAGCAGUAUAAUAUUAUGUUUAAUUUUAAUAAUAGUACUGCACUUAUUUUCUCCGAGUAAAAAUGCACCAUGGGGUAGUAUAUCGCAAGCAUUAAUAUUUCAUCAAGUGAGAAAAUAUUUAUUAAUGUUAGACUCCCGUAAAGAUCAUGUUAAAUUUUGGAGACCACAAAUGCUUUUGAUGGUUGCCUCGCCAAGAUCUGCUUGUCCUCUUAUAGAUUUUGUAAAUGAUCUGAAGAAAGGAGGAUUAUAUGUUAUAGGACAUGUAAAGAUAGGUGAAUUUACUGGACAGAAUAUUGAUCCAACGAUAGAAGAAUAUCCUCACUGGUUGAGUUUAGUCGAUCAUAUGAAAGUGAAAGCAUUUGUAGAGCUGACAAUUACAAAAACAAUUCGCGAAGGAUUACAUCAUUUAAUAAGAAUAUCUGGAAUGGGUGCGAUGAAACCAAAUACAAUUAUUCUUGGCUUUUAUGACAAAGAACCACCAAGAAAUUUCUUCACCGAUUCUCAAUAUUCAACGACAGUAUUUGAUAAUACUAGUGAAAGCGUUGGAGUUUCUAAUAAUGUUAUUUUUCCACUGAGGCAAGCAGGUACAGAAAAUAAUUUGGAUCCGAUACAAUAUGUUGGAAUGUGUUCAGAUGUCUUAAGAAUGAAAAAGAAUUUAUGUUUGUGCAGAAAUUUCCAUUUGCUUGAUAAAUCACAAAUUUCGAAGAAUUCAAAUUUAAAAUACAUUGAUGUAUGGCCAGUGAAUUUCUUCCAACCAUCUGAUCAAGAUCCAUUUGAUACAACUUCAUUAUUUAUGCUUCAACUCGCAUGCAUUAUAAAUAUGGUUCCGGUUUGGAAAAAUUUACAUCUUCGUGUAUUCCAUUGCGAAAUUGCAGACAGCAGUACAAGUUUAAGCAUUUCAGAAUCGCAAAGUUCUAUUAGUGAAUUUCCCAAGGUUUCAAACGAACAUAAAAUCAAGAAAUUAUUAAAUGUUUUGAGAAUUUCUGCAUCGAUUAAAAAAAUUCCUAAUUGGGGAACACAAGUAAGCGAUUUAAAGGGCAAAUCUCUUUUCGAACCAAAAUUGGAUACCCAGUAUGAAUCAGGCAGUGAAAAUAUGGAUAAUACUUUAAGUAGUGUCUCAAGAACUUAUAUAUUCAGGGUUAAUCAGUUAAUCAAGCAACAUUCCAGUCAAACUGCAACUUCUUUUAUAUAUCUACCAGCACCACCUGUAUCAAAUACAUGGAAUGAGGAUAUUAUGUAUCGACAAUAUCUUCAAUUAUUAACAGAAUUGACUGUGGAUUUACCACCGAUAGUUUUAGUACAUGGCGUUAGUGCUGUCACAUCAACAACUUUGUAAUAAUAUUAAAACAUAAAAAGAAUCUAUUGAAUAUCAUUUUGCUUUGAUAAAUAAUAGUAUCA
Messenger RNA from Polistes dominula (European paper wasp), 3103 nucleotides. RefSeq names its product solute carrier family 12 member 9. Lineage: Eukaryota; Metazoa; Arthropoda; Insecta; Hymenoptera; Vespidae. Gene Ontology annotation, cellular component: membrane. Gene Ontology annotation, molecular function: potassium:chloride symporter activity. The record is from RefSeq and is a predicted model, not a curated record. Gene Ontology annotation, biological process: chloride ion homeostasis; potassium ion homeostasis; chloride transmembrane transport.